Morone saxatilis (striped sea-bass) is the source of this 4815-nucleotide messenger RNA. RefSeq names its product nuclear factor of activated T cells 1 (gene nfatc1). The record is from RefSeq and is a predicted model, not a curated record. The coding region runs from base 478 to 3078 and encodes 866 amino acids. The transcript is spliced from 10 exons. Gene Ontology annotation, molecular function: RNA polymerase II cis-regulatory region sequence-specific DNA binding; transcription factor binding; DNA-binding transcription factor activity, RNA polymerase II-specific. Gene Ontology annotation, cellular component: transcription regulator complex. Gene Ontology annotation, biological process: regulation of transcription by RNA polymerase II; calcineurin-NFAT signaling cascade; cytokine production. NCBI's taxonomy places the organism in Eukaryota, Metazoa, Chordata, Actinopteri, Moronidae.
GAUGCGUCAGAGCGCGGAGAGGCGGUCCAUCGCCGCCGAGGUGAUCCCCGGCUUUAAAAGCGCAGAAGUCCUCUGUGCGCCGGAGCAGUGCGUCACAGCGACCCAGCAGAGUCAGGAUCCCCCGACACAGAGUCCGAUAUCUCCACACAGCGACGAAAAUAGCUUUUAUAAGACAACACGACCGAAUCGGUCAUGAUCUUAUUCCACAUAUUUUAAUAUUCGUCUCUUUUUUCCAUUUUGGAUGCGACUCUUCCCUCCUUUUUUUGCAACAGUAACAGCUUUUUUUUCUCCAACUAAGCCUUUAUUGACUUUUGUUAUUUCUCAUUCUCGUUGUUUGUUCGCGACGACACAGCGAGAGAGGAUCCUGAGCAACAGCUGGGGACUAUAUAAACUCCGCUAUAUGGAUACGGAAUCGCUCCCAUCUGCAGCUGUACUCAGAGUUUGAUCUCAGACGUUGCUCCCUGCGCCAAGAAGAAAAUGAAAUCUGCUGAAGAGGAUGCAUAUGGCUACACGCCAAAUGUCAGUCUCUCCCUCCCACUGGGCAACCCUUGUCUUCCCUCCCAGUACCACAGCCUCCAGUCCAGCCCCACUAUAUCUGUCUCUGUCAGCGAGCCUCACAGUUAUGACACACAGGAUGACAUGAGAGCGGCCGGCUACUAUUCAUCCUCCAGCGUCCGCCCGAACGGAGCCCCGACCCUGGAGAGCCCUCGCAUUGAGAUCACAGCCUACGGUCAGUUUCCUGAGGAUGAGGUGGAGGAGAGCAACCUUCCUGUUGCCAAGCGAGUCAACUCCAUAGUGACACUGACCCUCCCCAGUGCAGAUGGAUAUCGCGACCCCAGCUGCCUGAGUCCAGCCAGCAGCAUCUCAUCUCGCAGCUGCCACUCCGAGGCCUCCUCCUAUGAAUCAGGCUUCUCCUACAACUACGACAACUCGCCCCAGAACUCCCCCUGGCAGUCACCAUCUGUGUCCCCCAAGGGCUCCACCCUCGCCCUGCCAGGUGACGGAUGCACCUCUGGUGGCUCCCCUCGCCACUCCCCCUCCACCUCCCCUCGCACAAGUUUGACAGAUGACAACUGGAUUGGUCAGCGUGGCUCCAGGCCCAACUCCCCUUGUGGUGCAAAGAGGAAGUACAGCUUUAACGGCAGCGGGGCACCGCAUAAGCACUUCCCAUAUACGCCCAACCACUCGCCUGGACCAUCCCCGCAGACCUCCCCUCGCAUCAGCGUCACCGAGGAGACCUGGCUGCCAAACACCAACCAGUACACCAACUCAGCCAUCCUCGCAGCCAUCAACGCUUUGACCACAGACGGAGUGGCUGACCUCGGGGAAGGAAUCCCCAUGAAGGCCCGGAAAACCAGCCAGGAGCACAACCCCUCAGUCAGCCUGAAGGUGGAGCCCGGAGGCGAGGAGCUGAGUCCGGGGGAGCUCUGUCUGGACGAGCACCCUUCGAACCGCCUGCCGUUAAAGAAGGAGGGCUACUGUGGUGGUUUUCUGGAUGUGCCACAACACCCGUACUCCUGGUCCAAGCCAAAGCAAUAUGUCAGCCCAUCCCUGCCAGCUCUCGACUGGCAGCUGCCAUCCAGCUCGGGGCCGUACAGCCUGCAGAUCGAAGUGCAGCCCAAAUCCCACCACCGAGCUCACUAUGAGACGGAGGGCAGCAGGGGAGCGGUGAAGGCCCUGGCAGGAGGACACCCUAUCGUUCAGCUCCACGGCUACAUGGAGAGCGAGCCUCUGACCCUGCAGCUGUUUAUUGGCACAGCCGAUGAUAGGCUGCUUAGACCCCACGCCUUCUACCAGGUCCACCGUAUCACCGGGAAGACAGUGUCCACCCCGAGCCACGAGGCCCUGCACAACAACACCAAGGUCCUGGAGAUCCCACUGCUGCCAGAGAACAACAUGCGGGCCAUGAUCGACUGCGCAGGGAUCCUGAAGCUGCGUAACUCGGACAUCGAGCUGAGGAAGGGGGAGACCGACAUCGGACGCAAGAACACACGUGUGCGGAUGGUCUUCAGAGUUCACAUCAACCAGGCCACGGGGAGAACGGUGUCCUUGCAGGCUGCAUCUAACCCCAUUGAGUGCUCCCAGAGAUCGGCCCAGGAGCUGCCGCUGGUGGAUAAGCAGAGCCUGGAGACGUGUCCCGCCCCCGGAGGGGAGAGGAUGCUGCUCGACGGACACAACUUCCAGCACGACUCCAAGGUGGUGUUCGUGGAAAAGGCUCAAGAUGGUCACCACCUCUGGGAGACUGAGGCCAAGGUUGAUAGAGACGCCUCAAAGUCUAAUUCACUCCUCGUUGAGAUCCCUCCCUAUCGCAACCAAAGGCUCUCCACUCCGGUCCACGUGAACUUCUACGUCUGCAACGGCAAGAGGAAAAGAAGCCAGUACCAGCGCUUCACCUACGUCCCCGCCAGUGUUCCAACAAUAAAGACGGAGCCACACGACGACUACGACGCCCCUCUGGUGUGCAGCCAGCCCGGUCCCGGCCUGUCCUUGCACCCAAAGCAAUACUUCCCCCCUCAAGUCAUGACCCCGAUGAUGACCCCCGACCUCAGGCCGUGUGUGGUGGGCGGGGCUUACUCUGUCAGCCAGCCAAGAUUGGCAACCAAGCCCUCCUCGCUGCCCUCCCCGUCCUCUCCGAGCACCAGCCCCAAACUGCACGACCUGUCGCAAUCGCCCUUCCCAAAGUGCCUCCCUGCCGGCCCAGCAGUCCAACACCCGGGCCAACAGUCCCCGAUCCCGCACGUCUCCAUCAUCCAGGAGACACCCGGGCGCUACCAGCCGCCCAACCUCUACCCUCCCAGCAGCUGCUCCUCCUCUCCGACCUCGCAGCCCUCCACCCCGACUGACGCCCCUUUCUCUCCCACCCACUGCAUGACACCAGGCAGCACCAGCCCAGGAGCUCAGCAGCACCCCAAAGUGCCAGAGAGGGGGCGGGCCUCGCUUCAGGAGGACGGCAGCCCCCCGACGCUCGCUGUCAGCAUCAAACAAGAACCACAGGAGCUGGACCAGAUGUACCUUGAUGAUGUCAACGAGAUCAUCAGGAACGACCUGUCAAGCAUCUCCGUCCACAGCCACGCAUAGUUUCCCGUCAACCACCAAAACUGACACAGAAAACCAAAAACAAAGGGAGACACCAAACAUAAAUCUGACACUAUGCUUUUCAUGCUUGGACUACAGCAUGCAGGAAGCAGCAGAAGGAAAUGCAAGGAGAACAAAUGUAAAUGUAUUGUCCAGAUGACCAGGGUCCAACGCGUGCCUUGUUUUUCAUAUAAAAUGCCUUUACACAGAAAUUAUCCAAGGAAUACAUGACAUAACUGACUUUUUUUAAGACAUGUAAAUUGAGUAUGUAGCAACAAACCUGCCAUCCCGAAACCCCCCCACAACAAAGUAUGCUUUUAGAGGACCAAAGGUUGUUUUAUAUGUCUUUUUUGCUGCAGUUUGUAAAUGUUUCGGUGCCUAUGAGUUAUGUAAUUUGUAUAUACAGUAUCUGUAGUGCUUCAGUUUGCAUAUCGGGCUUUACAGAGAGACAGUUUAGAAGAGAAGUGCCUUUUUUGACUGGAAACAGAAAUAUAUAUGGGUUUGGUUCAAUAAUUUUUAAAAGCGAGAUAAUGUAACAUUUGCUGAAUAGUGGCUUCUGUGGUUACAAAUAAUAAUUAAAGACAGUGUAGCACAAAUAGAAAAUGAUCAUAAAGUCAACAAACUGACAAAGAAAUGUCUGUUAUACAGUAAUAUCUAUUAAAAACAUUAGCUGACAUUAGCCACCAAAAGCUACUGGUCAUACCAGAACAAAUGCGGCUUUAGCAACAGACUAUAUGAGUGUAUUGAACUGAUCAGGGGAAGUUUUAUUUCUUUUAGAGUAAACUUUGAAUUUGUAAAAGGAAGAAUGUGUUAUUUCUUCUUUCAAAAGUUGCAUAGUCUCACUUUAAAUCACAUUUGGUCAGCAUGUCUGUAUGGGCAUUUGCUUGGACAAAUUAAAUCAAGAAGAAUUAAAAUUGAAUACAUUUUCUGUAUUCACAGCCAACAAUAAGCACUUAACCACUAAACCUGUGGUGUUACUUGUGGUUGUUCCAUUAAGACAAGUUACUCUCACUUGAAGUCACGCAACAAUGGCUAAACUUUCCAGAUGAUAAGUUACCCGAACCUCAUAGAGUUAGAAAUGUCUUUAUGCACUCUUACAGCACAGAGAACUGUGUGUAGUCACAGAAUAAGGAGUCGUUUUGUGUCAUUUUUUAAAUAAAAAAAUAACUGACUUGAAAAUAACAUGAACUUUGGAGUAAAAUGUUGGCUACAGUAACAUAGGUUUUCACUUUUAUCAAAGAAGAAAUCAUCUCAGUUUUGACGAAGCUUGACUUUUAUUUUUACCUGGAAGCUAUGCAACAUGCAGGUAGCAUUUAGUCUCUGAAAGAAUGUAAACAUGCACAGUUGUAACGGAGAAGGUCUCUAAUCCAAAGAAUAACAACGGUGAACAGCAAUACAAAUAUAUAAAUUCUUUAAUGUUUGUUUUUGUAUUUUCAUAUUUAUUCUCUUCGCAUGUGCUCUGUUUAUUCAUGUUUAUCAUACAGCUUCUUCUACAUGCUUACCUACAUACUGUGGUUAAUCUACUAAUGUGUUUGCGCUCUUAUAGCAAAACUGAAUGGGCUUAAACACUUGUUCCCAGUUUUAUAUGUAUUUAUAAGUCUUAAUCCUUGUAACUGAAGGGCAUGAAAGAAGCCAUACUGAAAUGUUUACCGAGGAGGUUAUUGUUAGUCUACAACUCAUAUUUCUGCUUUGUGAUCUUUUUUUGUGUAUUUGUCAAUAAAUAAGGCUUCAUCUCUUUAA